AUGGUUCUCGAUAAUGACACCCGGGGGUGGAUUAUGACAUGCGUGAGCGGCGUUGCCUGCAUACUAGGUGCCUGCAUCAUAUGUGUCGACCUGGUUGUCCAACUGUUACCAGGAAAGAAGGGUUUCCGCAUCCAGGACAGCAAUGCGUUUUUGUCGGCCUCGCUGAGCUUGAGCUUUGGUGUUAUGCUUUUCUCUGCCCUAUACGGAAUGCUCCCAUCUGCGAAAAAGUCACUUCGGCAAGGAGGCUUCUCCCCACAGGCUGCGGAGUUCAUACUGAUCGGGUGCUUUAUCGGUGGCGUUAUCGGUAUUCAGAUCCUCUCGCGCCUCCUUCACCGCUUCAUACCAUCACACGUUGUCGAUUGCGAUCAUAGUCAUGCAGGCGAAGAUACCAAGCAUCCCGAUGAUUAUCAUGAGCAUGACGAACACCAACAUUAUGGGCAUUCGCAUAGUACCGAAUACGAACCCACUCAUAUCCCCGCUCGGAAAGAGAAUAUGCGCGACUUGGAUGGUGGGGCCACACAUGAGAGGAGCCCUCUGCUUUCGAGGACUGCUUCCGAUACGGAUACCACGUCUCGAAUCACCUCAGCGCCCAGGGAAACAUCCCAUUUCGUUGAUGACCCCUCGCUGGUCAACAUCCAUCGCCCCUCGCUCCAGUCGCGGCUCACGCAAAAAGUAUCGUCGAUUGUAAUGGGUAGUGACAGGAGGUGUGGAGAAGAUGGGCAAUGCUACGGACUAUCCGAACCAUGUGGACAGGAAUGUCGAAAAGUGCUGCACUCUAAAGCGGCUGAAGCAGCCCUCCUUCACUCGACGCAUCCUCCGCUCUCGAGGAGCGCAACUGUUCCAGCGGCUCAGCCUGUCCAACCCGUCUCUGAUGGUCUCGAAACGAUAGAGGAGUCUCCCUCAAUGGGCACACACGAUCACCCUGUCUUCUCGCCAAUUGACUAUGGACGCCGUCGCAGUUCAGACGCCGCAUUUUCUGAUGCAGGUGACAUUGAGGAGGGCAGGAGGAAGCGCAGUAUAGCAUCCUCACCUAGUCAUUCGGCCCCGCAUCAUCAUCACGUUCCCACCAACGCCUUUCUCUCCAUUGGUCUUCAGACAUCCAUCGCGAUUGCUUUGCACAAGCUUCCAGAAGGUUUCAUCACAUAUGCCACGAACCACGCGAACCCGCAGCUUGGAUUUGCCGUCUUUAUUGCCUUGUUUAUCCAUAACAUCACGGAAGGCUUUGCCAUGGCGCUGCCGCUCUACCUUGCUAUCGGCGUUCGCUGGAAGGCCAUAAUAUGGAGUUCCUUUCUUGGUGGCGUCAGCCAACCGCUCGGCGCUGGCAUCGCUGCCCUCUCGUUAAAACUUGCUGGCAGGAAGCAUAUGGCUCCUGGAGAGGGAGUCUAUGGUGGAAUGUUUGCUGUGACAGCCGGCAUCAUGACAUCGGUCGCCUUUCAGCUCUUUUCUGAGAGCAUCGGACUGUCCCACAGCCGAGGCACUUGUAUAGUGUUUGCAUUUAUCGGAAUAGCGAUUCUGGGUAUUAGUUUUGCUCUGACAGCCAGCUGA
Molecule: messenger RNA, 1545 nt
Organism: Xylona heveae TC161
Lineage: Eukaryota; Fungi; Ascomycota; Xylonomycetes; Xylonales; Xylonaceae
Exons: 4
Coding region: 1-1545 (514 amino acids)
Biological process (GO): zinc ion transmembrane transport
Cellular component (GO): membrane
Molecular function (GO): zinc ion transmembrane transporter activity
Source: RefSeq, a predicted model, not a curated record